CCUAAAAAAACUCUCCCAAAACAAGGUGUGCACCUUUGAAAAUUACCUCAUUUUAUUUCAAAUAAGUAAUAACCCACAGCUCAUCUUCAACUUCCGAAACUUUACUCAGCCAUUCAUUUUUACGAUGCGACUGUUGGACGCGUAAACCACAAAGAAUUUAACUUUUUAUUUCGAUUUAAAUGUUAAAUGGUUUGUUCUAUGGUAGAAGUGAUAUAUAAUAAUAGUCAAUUUUAAACCAUAAUAAGUCGUACAUGAAAUUGCGCGAUAAAUCGUUAAACAUCGACUAUCUCCGGAAUCUCCGUUCGAUAUAUUUUGCAAUAAAGAUGAUAAAGAAUGAUACCCGAUAUGACGAUAAGUAAGAGUGACAGAUACAGGUGUAGGUUUUGGUGUGACAACAGAAAUGAAGUGCAGUCAAAGAUGAUUAUUUGAUAAAGUAAAGUAAAUUAUGAGUGUAUAUUGUAUCAUUUAUCCGAUGUAUAAAUAUGGUGUUUGGACCUAAAUACUCCUACAAUACCGCAAGAAAAACGGAUUUCAGGUUAAAUACAGAAAUUUUCCUGCAGCGAAGAACUUUCAACAUUAUUUUGAAAGCGAUUCUCUUUUUUGGAAUACUGACAAGUAAAUAUGGCCUCCAAAGCGACGACUCUGAAAGACGUGCUGUUGCUUCACAGCGCAAAAGAUGCCGGAGAUUGGACAGAGUUUAUUCAAAAUGAGAUUAAGACAUUCGGUCUUCAGAUAAAAGAGGUGGAUAUAAAGGACCUGGCUGCCAGUAUGAAAGACAUCCACAUCCUGUGUGCACAGUAUUCUGUCGUGAGUUUGGUGAUUUCAGAAGAAAUGUUGAAGACAAUUGAUUCUGUGGCAUCAGAACUCUCAACCACACUCCAAAACCACAGUUAUGUGACCCUAAUCAAGUUGUUCAUAGAUGAUUGUGAAAAAGAACUUUAUAGCAAUGUUCUGCCCAAAUAUCCAAGCGCAAAGACUUGGAAAACGUUCAAAAUUAGUGAUCCGGACGCACAAGGAAAGCUUCAAGCGACAGUGUCCAGUCUUAUAAACAUGGUGCAGGAUUCACAGAUGGUCGCAAAACCAGCUCCAUCUCCAUCAGGUGACAUGUUACGGACGAAAUCAUCGCACUCGACAGCCAAACCUAAACAUUCUGCACAGAUUACUGUAUCCCCUGACAGUAUAAGACAGGGUGGAGAAACAGUUUUGGUUGUUUGGUAUCGAGCCAUUCCUGAAAGUUAUUUGGUUCAAGUGGCUAUUGGCGAAAAUGACGAUGCUAAAAAACUUGAAACCAAGCGGAUAAAUGAGUACACAUUUUCCUUCACAGCUCCAUCAUACAAAGCUGGGAUGACGCACAUGUACGUAUUUAUGGACGGCAAAAAGUGUCUCAAAAGAAUGAUCAAAUACUCUGGAAUGUGUGAGUUUGCCUACACGUACCCGGAGUUCCUAUGUCAGCUGAUAGAUCUAGAUGCGGCUGAUCACACGGGACUUGACAAUUACCUCACCACAGUGUUUCAGUCCAGCACACCUGCGGACUGGUCAAUGGCUAACAUGCUGACGCACAGAAACAUCAUACUGCCUGUUGGCUCUAAGAAGAGUGACAGUGAGUUGCCGACAUUACUUCACUUUGCCUGCAAAUACAGCCUCAACUCCCUCGCCUCGAGUAUCAUCGACACGCCCGGUGCACACGAGGCUCUAGAGAUCCUCAACUGCCGCGACAAGACGCCGUAUGAUAUUGCGAAGGAAAUGAACAAUGAAGACCUGAUAGGCUACAUCGAUGUGUUCUUGGAAAUGGUUGACUACAACACACAGAUUGAAGACCUGUACACACGUAUGAAGAAUGGACAGCUAGCGGAUUACUCUUACACACCCAACAAAGAGAUUGGAGACGGUUACCUCAAUCGUAGUAGCCCUGGAUCGUUCGUUACGGAUGGUGUUGCAGAAGAUGAUUAUGAGAGAACUGACAAGACCUCACACCAAGUUGUGGUAGUUGACGAGAAUGAAGACAUUAAUGAGCCUACGGAGCAGGCACCUACUGUGCCAAGAAGAAAACCAAGCCAGUUGCGUUCCCCAGAGCAGCCCUCCCCACCUGUUGUGACUAGAACCCCCAGCAUUAACUCUGGCAACCGUGUAGAGAGGCCCAUACAUCCCCCGAGUUACAACCCAAAGGCCAUGUGCAUGAUGCCAGAUGAUGACGCCAUGGGAGGAAAAGAGACUGGAGAUGGUUACCUCAAAAUGGGUGGUAGCCCUGGAUCAUUCGUAUAUAAGGGGCGUGUUCCAGAAGAUGAUUAUGAGAGAACGGACAAGACCUCAAGCCAAGCUGUGGAAGUUGACGAGGAUGAAGACAUUCAUGAACCUACGGAGCAGGCACCUCCUGUGCCUAGAAGAAAAUCAAGCCAGUUGCGUACCCCAGAGCAGACAUCCCCACCUGCUGUGAAUAGAACCCCCAGCAGUUACCCUGGCAACCGUUCAGAGAGGCAACCAGCUCAGCCUAUACGACACCCUAGUCUGGGCGAAUCAUUCAACCCAAACAUGACGCCGGAUGAUGACCCCAAGGGAGGAAGUCGUGACUUGCUGUCGCCUGGAUCGAUGGGGUCAUCCGCCCUUAACGAGAGUAAUGAGAUCAUAGAGAGCUACAAACUCGGUGGCAUAGGCAUGGACGACGUGGACAAACUAUACUGCGCUUGGCAGGAACGCAACAAGGAUUCCUCAAAAUCCAUCAAGGAGAAAAAGCAACAUCUGGAGAGCCUGCGGUCGCUUUAUGAAGAUGUAGGCAGCAAAAAGAAAGGCGGGCUGUUUUCGAGACUUACAAAGAGAAAGGCGGAAAAGAAGCAAGUGGAGAUUGAGCAUCACGUGAAUACUGGGGCGCGGUCAAACAGCUACCGCACCUGGGACAUCAUGAAGAAGCCGAGUUGGCCGCACAUGUUCAGUAACAGGGAAAGCACUGCCAGCAACACCUCAACCUCAAGUUCUUCGAGCGAUAAGUCUCAGGACAGUGCCAUAGAGAUGAUUGAAGAGGAUGAUAUUGUUGUGCGUAGACCUCGCGAUGCAAACACAGACACAGAGGCAAAGCGUCAGUCCUGGGGACAGCGAUAUCUUGCCAUCAAGCAGCAGCCUCGUAAAACUGCCACGUUGCCCAAGCCCCCUCCACGCAACCCCACGAUCAACCAGCUAAUACAGGGCUCGAGACCUCCAGCGAGGAAGGAGAGCCCGCCGCCCGUGCCUCGGAGAAACAGGGACAGCACUGGCAGCAACACCUCAAACUCAAUCUGGGAGUACAUGAAGAAGCAUAGUGAGCUGCACCCAUCCAGCGACAAGGAAAGUACCACUAGCGAUAACUCCACUUCAAGUUCUUCCAGUGUCAUUUCUCAGGACAGUGCCAUAUCGAUGAUUGAAGAGUCCAAGCCCAAGAAGCCUCCUCCCCUUGUCCAGCCUGCUGUGUCUAAACCAGGGCCUCCCAAGCUGCCAGAUAAAGGGCCAGUGAUAUCUGCUGAGCAAUCCAAACCAGAACCGGAGAAAGAUAAGAAAGUUGUGAAAGGGGAUACAGAAUUAAGAGCUAUCUCCCUUGAACAAACAACACCAGUCGAUCUUGGGAAUAAAGUGAACAACAUCGAUACGAAAACACGCCUUCGUGAGUUGUGUUUUACACAUGGUCGAACAUCGAAACAUCUUCAAGCAUUUUGCAAAAGCAUUUGUACACGUUUUUUACAAGUAAGCGAAAUAAUAGAUGCCUAUCCUGCAUACAAAGUUGGAAAUGAGGAAAAUAUUGUAUUUGUACUGACAGUCAAAAGUAACAUCAUUGAUAUUCAUCAGCACCUCGUCGACUUUGAUGUAGAAACUAUUAUUAAAACAGUUUCUUUAGACAUUCAUGAAGAUGACGUAGCUAUAACUGAUGACUUCAAAGAAAAUGACAAGGACAUUGAAAGACUCAAAGAAUGUAUAUCAAAUAAUGCAGACGAUUUAAUGCAACAACAUAAAUAUCUUAAUAUAAUUCCGAGGCGGUUCAAACAAACCAAUUGAAGGUUCUAAAAGAGAACCGUGUUUAGUAUUGUAUGUUCAUGCUAAGGGAUUCAUACCUAUUGACGAAGAGCCUUUUAAAAAAUCAUAUAACGGCAUAAAUGUGGAAGUUCGAGAAGGAAGAUUUACCCCAUAUAUUAACCACGCUGAUGUUUUACUUAAUAAAGUAAGAAUGGGUUGUAAAAUCGAAGGUCAUCAAACGGGAACACUUGGUGUAUUUAUUGAACAUCCAUCAUAUGGUAUUUGUGGUAUAACGUGUGCCCAUGUUGCAAUUAGUGCUACUGAGAUGGAAGAUUGUAAAUCGGAGAGUGGAAGACUUUUAUGGGAAAAAAUAAAUCCAUCCAAAAAAUGUAUUUAUCAACCCUCCAGAAUCAAUGGCGAGUUCAAUCAGUUCGGACAAAUAGUUGAAGUUAUUUAUAAGGAAGGGAAAAGUUCAGAAACAGGAAUUGAAAUUGCGUUAAUACAGAUAGAAAAGAGACAUCCAGAUAGCGGGAAAUUUCCAACACCAAGAUCACUUUCCAACUCCGAUGGAUCUGACUACACGUUUGCAUCGGGCAAAACUUGUGGACCCACUAGAUUUAAUACAAACAACCGCUGUUUCAAAGUUGGAAGCGUCACUGAUUUCACAGAGGGUACCAUUGAAAUGCGUGCGCCUAAUGUUGUUCGCACAGAUAAACAUACCUGGGAUUAUGAUCAUCUGCGGAUAACUUUAUACAACCAAUUCUUAGUUCGACCAAAGCAAGAAGCUUUCGCUGAUUUUGGCGACUCUGGAUCGCCCGUGUUUGUAAAAGAUGAAGAAACUGGUGAGCCCGUUUGCAUCGGGCUUGUUGAGGGAGGAUUAACAGCAGGAGGACUUGUUGUUGUUACUCCUAUUACUAAAAUUCUAGAAGAGCUCGGUAUUUCUCAACUGAAAGCAUUUCCUAAAAAUGUUAUGCAAGAACUAGAGCAGAUAAAAUUGACGUUGCAUGUAUUGCAAACACAAAAUGAGAAGCUAUUUAAACAUCUAAACAUUGCAAAAUAAAAUGAAUGUAAGAUCCCGCCGAAUGUUGUGUAAUAAUCUUAAUCCGUAUUUUGUGUUAUAAUUAUACAAGAAAUUUUAAAGUAAACCUGAAACAUGUGGUUGGUAAAGCUCUUAAAGCCAUGAAAACAUCAAAUGCAAUGACUCUGACAUUUAACCAAUUAUAUCUUGUCAGUUGUUUGACUCUGUUAUGGGCUCUAUAUUAAGAUGUGCUUCAGAAGUAUGUGGUUUCACAAAGUCAAAUGAUACUGAACGCAUACAUUUAAACUUUUCUAAACAAUGCUUCAUUUUAAAAUGAAUACGUGUAAUGUUGUUGUUUAUGGCAAAUUAUGUAGAUAUCCCAUGUAUGUGAACAGUUUCGUUAAAAAUAUAUAUUAUUUGUUUAAAAAUAUAAUUAUUCAAAUUGUUUACUUACAAUCUUUAAAUGAUUGUAAUAAACGUUAUUAAAACGAUGACCAGACUGAGCAGGUUGUGGACGAGCAGUUCCAUUAGCUUCCACACAAAGUAGAAUCUCUACAAGUUCCUCGUAGUCUCUAUCCUACUGUUCGGCUGCGAGACCACCUGGACGCUUCAUGCGGACACAGAACACAGGCAUUUAAACACAAAUGUCUCCGACAACUGCUUCACAUCUCCUACACGGAGCAGUAGACCAACGAGGUCGUCCGGAACAUGACUGCAGCACUUGUUGGCCCACAAGAGCCCCUUUUGGCGACCGUCAAACGACGAAAGCUGGCUUGGUUUGGACAUGUCUCCAGGGGAAAGACUCUCUGUGCAAUACUGUUGUCCAAGGCACGCUAGAGGGAGGUCGCCGUCGAGGCCGUGAAAAGAAAAGACAAUGUGAAAUACAUCCUUUCCCAUGGAUGAAAUUCUCCUAUCAGCAUAUAACAGACCUGAAUGCCAAAAUGUAGGAAGAUUUCAGUAUCGUCGUCCCUCAUUUCACCCCAACGACCAGACCGGUUAAGGUAAUGAUGAUUACUUCCUAGAUAUAUGCACGUAUUUUUGUAAGAUAAAGAGUGUCGGCAUUCCCUUUGAGAAUCCAAACUGAAAGAUACGCUCAGACUAGCAUUCCACGAAAUUUUCUUUAGUGUUGAUGUUGUAAUUACUUUUAUUUGAACAUGAAUACCAUUUCAUAUCCAUAUGCCGGUGCUAAACUGAUCUAAGAAAAAAUACAUUAGCCGUACUUUUAUAUCAACCCAACUGAAUAUAUUCCACAAGUAAUUAGUUUCAUGAAAUUCAGAUUCUUUUGUUAUCAGCAAUAUGAUUCUUAUAGUAAUAUGAUUCUGAUCAUUCAGAGUUACCACAUACUAAACAACUUAUACACUCAGAUACCUUCAAUGCCAAGGAUUCCAUUCAAAUUGCCUAUGUGAAAAUAUAUUAAGUUUUGAAUGUAUUAAGAGUGCCUAAACCUAAGAUCAUCUGUGUGUUUUUAUUUAACACUUUUCAGUUAGACUUUCUGUCUUUAUAUUGCAUACCUCUUGCUUCAUGUUCGCGUUUAUAUGAAGCUUAUUUAAGUGUUAAGUGAAUCUUUGAGAUGUACAACUACACUGUCUGACAAAAUAUCAUUGCUUCCAUUGUAUUCUUGAAUGCUUAAAUGAAGAUUGCUUACACAACUAUAAGAAAUAGUAACACGCUUGACAAAUUUUUCUUUUCUCUUGUAUCUUUUACAUAAUCAUAAUGAUAAUACAAAAUCAAAACUAAUUUAAUAGUAUUUAUGCAAAACAUUAAAAAAAAUUGCCUUCCCUUGUUUUGAUUAUAUAAUUAUAUCUUUUGUACUCUUUGUAUAAUCCUAAUUACAAUACUAAAUCAAAACUAUUAAAUAUGUUCACAUGUAUAUAUGAAUUGCAUUAACAAUGUUUUUGCUUUCCCUUGUUUGUUUAUAUAAUUAUAUUUAUUAUACAAAACAAAACCAACUUUUGUGUUUAUAUAAAUAUGCCUAUGCAGCUAUAUAAUUAAUAUGCAUAUCUAUUCCAUAAAUAGCAUGUGUACCUUUGGUCCACAAUAUUAACUCAAAUAGAACCUGUCAUUUCAUUUGUACUUAUUUUAAAAAUAAAUCAACUCAAUAAAUUUGAAUAACAUUAUAUUGAUUGAUAUCUGCAUUUAAAAAUACUAUGAAUUUUUUUUAAAUUUUAAACCUAACUUUUCGAAAGAUAAUUAUAAAAAAUUAACUAUAUACUGAUUGCAUAAUUAUGUUCUCUUAUCUUUGUAAUGUUUAGCCAAGCUUAACAUGAUUACACUCAUUGUCAUUUUCACUUUUAUGUUUUUCUUCGUUUAUUAUGUUUGUUUUUUAGUUGGGACCAGUGGUUCAUUGUGUUUUUUUCUUCUUCAUUUCUAUGGAUUAUUCAUUUUUUUGUAUCCCUAAUUUUUGUUUUCUAUUUUUGUUUGUAUGCAUGGACAUUCUAAAUCAUAUAAUAGUAACAAACUGGACAUGUUUUAAAAUAGAAACUAACUGGACAAGCACACACGAAUUAUCAUUUACAUCACACUCCACAUCUUUAAAUGAUUAAAUUAUGUACUUUGAAUGUCAAAGGGCUAAACAAUAAAGAAAAACGCAUAAAAAAAUUUCAAAUGGUUAGACGCAAAAAAAAUAGUAUAUGCCUAUUACAAGAAAGUCACUUGACACAUACUUAAGCACGAACUUUAAAAGAUGAAUGGGACGGAGACAUCUAUCUUAGUGGACAACAUACUAAUACACAAGGAAUUGCCUUUCUAAUAAAAAUAAUAUAGGGAUCACAGUCGAUAACUUUAACGAAAUAAUAAUUGACAGACAAGCAAGUAUAGAUAUCAUAAUACACGAAACACAACUAACAUUAAUCAAUGUUUACGGCCCUAACAUAGAUGAUUCCACAUUUUACGAAACAUUACAAUCCUUUAUAAUUAAUAACCAAGAUAAAAACAUUAUAGUCGGUGGUGAUUUCACUACUUUUCUUAACCCAUUAUUAGAUAAAAAGAAGGGAAACCUUUAUACCCAUCCUUAAAAUAUGAACAUAAUUGAAAACUACUAUAUGAUAGACAUCUGGUGUACAUUAUAUCAAAACGAAAGCAAAUUCACCUGGAACUCAAACACAAAACCAACAAUAUUUUUUAGAUUAGACUUUUUUUAAUAGCUGAGUCGCUUUGCAACAUUAUUGAUACAUAUAACAUAAAACAAGGAUUCAUGACUGACCACUCUCUAGGUGAACUUAAACUACACAAAAUACAACCUGAAAGAGGCCCAUGAUACUUUAAAAUUAAUAACAGCAUCUUAUCAGAUACACAAUACCAACUGCAAAUAAAGCAAGAAAUAUUAAAUACAGUUCAAAAUAAUAAAGAUGCGAACCCAAACACCUUGUGGGAAGUAAUUAAAGGAAAUAUACGUAACACAACAAUAAGAUACACAUCAUUUAAACAAAAAGAAACACGCAACCUUGAAACUGAAACCAUCAAAAUCCUUGAAACACUUGAAAAACAAUUACAUGAAACAAACACAAACGAUACCAAAGACAUUGAAAAUGAAAUAACAUAACAAAAAACAAGUAUUAGAAGGAAUUUAUCAUACACAUCUCAAUGGAAUUAUACUACGAGCACGUGCACAGCAUGUUGAAAACAAUGAAAAAAAUACAAAAUACUUCGCAAACAUCGAAAAACGUAGAAGUGAACAAAAUACUGUGCACAAGUUAGCAGUCAAUGGCGAAGAUAUAACAAACAGACCUCAAAUACUAGAAGAACGUUUAUUUUUCGAUACCCUCUAUAAACGAAAACAUGUUGAAAAUAACACCCUCUUUAAACAUACACAUCAUGCUUUAAAUCAAGAGGAAAAACAACUGUGCGAAGGAUUACUUAAUGAAUAUGAAUGUGGAUUAGCACUUAAGGAAAUGCAAAAUAAAAAAAGUCCAGGAUCUGAUGGCAUCACAAUCGAAUUUUAUAAAAUAUUCUGGAAUGAUAUUAAACAAAUUUAAUUAAUUCGCUUAACUAUUAAUUUAACAACGAAAACUUAACUACGUUACAAAAAUCAAGGUAUAUCACUCAUUCCAAAACCUGGAAAAAAACUAGAAUCCUUAUCAAACUGGCGCCCGAUUAGUUUACUGAACAAUGAUUAUAAAAUUGCAACUAAAAAUAUCAAAUAGAAUCAAAAAAAUAUUACCAUCAAUCAUUUCAAGAUCUCAAUCUGGUUUCAUUAAAGGACGUUACAUCCGUACGUCUGAUACAAGAAUGCAUAAAUUAUUUCAACCAACCAAACAAUUCUGCCCUCAUUUUCUUUGCAGACUUCGAAAAGGCUUUCGAUUCACUAGACCAUUCGUUUAUGUUCUCUUGCUUAGAAAAUAUGAAUUUCGGUGAAAGUCUAAUUAAAUGGGUUAAACUAUUUUUACCGAUAUUAACAGUAUAAUAAUUAACAAUGGCUUUUUCUCAAACUGUUUCAACAUCGAACGAGGGGUAAGACAAGGAUGUCCACUCUCAUCCUCACUAUUAUAUGCAUCGAGUAUCUAUCACACUAUAUCCAUUCAAAGAAACAUAUAAAGAGAAUAUCGCUAGAACCUGACGAAGAAAUAAAACAGUCCCUAUUUGCUGACGAUGCAACUUAUUUUUUAAAUGACAGUAGUGACUCAUUCGAUACUCUUAUAGAACCGCUAACCCUUUUUGGAAUGGCAUCGGGUCUUAAGCUAAACAAAAGUAAAUAAACUGUGCUACGAGUAGGUAAAUUUAAACAAAGCAAUAUUCAUCUUAAAAAAGAAAUGAAAUUCAACUUAACAUCAGAUGAAGCCACAACGUUAGGAAUAACCUUUACAAACAAUGAAAAUGAAACAAUUUAAAAAAACAUAUUACCAAAGCUACACAAAUUAAAAAUUGCUUAAAAUCAUGGCAGCAUCGUAAACUCACAUUAAUUGGAAAAAACACCGUGUUGAAAACGUUUGCACUCCCUAAAUUAAUUUAUACACUAACAGUCCUCCCAAACCCACCAAAUGAUAUUAUUGAAGAUAUAAAAUCAGAAAUAUUUAAUUUCAUAUGGGACGGUAAACCUGAUAAAAUUAAGCGAACUCAAUUAAUUCAAUCAGUAGAAAAUGGAGGUAUCAGACUAACGGAUAUAGAUUCAUUCCUGAAUGCAAUCAAAUGCAGUUGGGUUAAAAGAUAUUUAGAUAAUACGAAUACGAGUAAAUGGAAAUUAUUCUACCAGAACAUUUUUAAAAAAUAUGGUGACUCCUUACUUUUUGAAUGUAAUAUCGACAAUAAUAUCUUAGAUGAAAUUUCAACCAAAAACAUAUUUCUAUCGAAUGUUCUAUCGGCAUGGUGUAAAGUUACUCAUAAUUUAGAAACCAAAAUAAACAGUAAAAUCAUUCUAUGGAACAAUAAAGACAUAACUACUAACAAUAAAACAGUUAUUCUAUAAACAUUGGUUCGAACGAAACAUAAAAUAUGUAGAUCAAUUGUACGACUUCAGAAUAAACGACUUCUAUUCUUUUGGUAACUUAUGCUACAUAUUCGGAAUACCUACAAGUAAUUUCCUGAUGUACUACACAUUGAUCAAAAGUAUACCCAUACAUAUUAAAGCUGUAACCAAUACAAAUAACACACCAUGUACUCAAAAAACAUUCGUAGAAAACAUAAUUGCAAAACAAACAAAAACGAACAAAAUAUUUUACACACUUCAAAUUAAAAAUCCUGCCAAAAUCUCUAAAGCUCAAACUAAAUGGCAAAACCUUCUUGGAGAAAAAGAAUUUAAUUGGAAACAAAUAUUUGUUAUGCCAUAUAAAUCAACUACUGAUAGCACACAUGAGAAACUUUCAAUAUAAAUACAUCCAGAGAAUCAUAGCUACAAAUAAACAUCUUUUUAAAUGCAACCUAUCCAACACGAAUCUAUGUGAUAUGUGUAGUGAACAUAUUGAAACAAUAGAACACCUUUUCUGGGAGUGUAAACAUAUUCAACCUCUAUGGAAUCAAUUGACAACCUUUCUAGAGAAACAACAAUUAAUUGUUAAACUAUCUCUCUUAGAUAUCAGUUUAGGGGUUAUUACCUUUAAAAUACAAAAACGUUGUGAAUUACAUAAUUAUAUUAAUGAAAUAUUUUAUAUUCAGCAUGAAAUACAGAAAACAAAGACCUUCAAUGAACUGUCUUAUCAAUUAUUUAAAACUGAAGAUUCAAAUUGAAAAAGAAAUUGCCCUAAACAAUGACAAACUUUAUAUAUUUGAACAAAAAUGGAAACACAUUAAACUUUCAUAAACAUGUCCAGUAUGCUUUCUUUCACUCUAUGCAACUCAUCCUUAUCAUAACUUUUCUGUUGUUUUUUUUUUGUUACUUUUUUUUCCACAUCCUUCCAAAGAAAAAUAAUACAUAAUUAACCUUUUCUCUUUUUUUAAUCAAAAGGAAACCACAAGGUCAAAAAAAAAUAUUAGCAUAUCUUGUAUGACAUGUUUAAACAUUAUUGCUGCUACAAGAUAUUACUUAGUUGUAUGAUCAUAUACAUGUAUACAUUGUAUGUUUAUAUUGAAUAAAAAAAUGAUUCUGAUCAUACCAUCGAUUUUGUGUAUUUGUAUUUGUAUUCUUAAAUGAUUAUUUUAUGUUAUGUAAUGUUAUGUCAUUAUACCGAUUUACGUGACAGAAAACAAUGUGCAUAUUUAAGUAGGAAGACGAUGUAAUUUUGUAUUUGUGUGAAUAAACUGUCUGCCAUGC
Messenger RNA from Dreissena polymorpha, 11675 nucleotides. Its product is annotated as phosphoinositide 3-kinase adapter protein 1-like. Bases 622 to 4017 code for a protein of 1131 amino acids. Gene Ontology annotation, molecular function: signaling receptor binding. The record is from RefSeq and is a predicted model, not a curated record. The transcript has 21 exons. Lineage: Eukaryota; Metazoa; Mollusca; Bivalvia; Myida; Dreissenidae.